CGAGGGGCGGGUCCCAGCCAGAUGGGGCGGAGCUUGUGAGAGCGCGUUUGGGGCCUUCCGGGCUCCCGUAGGGGAGCGCCGGCCGUGGCGGCGCCACGUCCCCUGCGGCGGCUGGAGAAAGAUCGGUUGGGCCUCGGGGCGGCUCCGGGCGGCCAUGGCCUUUACGUUGUACUCGCUGCUGCAGGCGGCCCUGCUCUGCGUCAACGCCAUCGCGGUGCUGCACGAGGAGCGCUUCCUCAAGAACAAUUUAAUGCAGUGUCUAUCACAAUCCCAGUUGACUUUUUGCAGAAACUGUUUUCCAGAAGUGAAGUUCAGCAGUGUCUUCUCCAGAUUUCUGCAGUUGGCUGGGGAGCAGACCAGGGAAUUGGUGGAUUCGGAGAGGAGCCAGGAAUUAAAUCUCAGCUAAUGAACCUUAUUCGAUCUGUAAGAACUGUGAUGAGAGUGCCCUUGAUAAUAAU
Messenger RNA from Canis lupus familiaris (dog), 458 nucleotides. RefSeq names its product immediate early response 3 interacting protein 1 (gene IER3IP1). The record is from RefSeq and is a predicted model, not a curated record. Lineage: Eukaryota; Metazoa; Chordata; Mammalia; Carnivora; Canidae. The transcript has 5 exons. The coding region runs from base 155 to 406 and encodes 83 amino acids. Gene Ontology annotation, biological process: endoplasmic reticulum to Golgi vesicle-mediated transport. Gene Ontology annotation, cellular component: COPII-coated ER to Golgi transport vesicle; endoplasmic reticulum membrane; Golgi membrane.